Messenger RNA from Calliphora vicina (urban bluebottle blowfly), 2241 nucleotides. RefSeq lists its product as uncharacterized. Bases 112 to 2241 code for a protein of 709 amino acids. The transcript is spliced from 3 exons. The record is from RefSeq and is a predicted model, not a curated record. NCBI's taxonomy places the organism in Eukaryota, Metazoa, Arthropoda, Insecta, Diptera, Calliphoridae.
AUCAAAAAUAACAAUUUCACAAAUUUUAUAUUUAUACAUUUAUAUUUAGAAGAAAAUAUACAAGAAAAAAUAAAGAAAAUAAAAUAGUAUAUAGUUCAACCAAUUAUAACAAUGAAAAUAAUAUUAAAUCUCUUAAUAGUGGUGGUCAAGUUGUGUGCAAGUGAUAGUUCAGUUUACGAUUGGCAAGUGAGAACCAUAGAACGUGGUUCAGAUUUCGGUGAUGAUUUUAAAGUGCAAACGGCUUUAAAUAAUGAACGGCAACAAGAUCUUUUAAAAAUUUCGGGCAAAACAAAUAAUAUAGAUUAUUAUCCCAAUUCGUAUUACUCGCAAUUGAAUAAAAACAAUGACGCAAACAGUAAUAGAGCUGCUGGUGUUAAUGAUAAACAUGAGUUUGGUGAAAAAAUUAAUCAAAAUCCAUUUGGAGCAAAAAUUAAUAUGAAAUAUGAUGAUAACUCAAACAUCAAGUCUAUUUUUAGUCAAAUUAAAAAUUCUGCUAGUAAAUAUGAUACAAAAAACAAUGAAAAAUAUAAAUAUAAGAAUGAUGAAAAUGAUUAUAAUGAAGAUCACCUAAAAUAUGAUCAUGAGGACAAAGAAAAUGACAAAUACAGUGAUCAUCAACAUCACCGUGAGGAGUUAGAUGAAAAGAUAAAACAUUUAGAUCAUCAUGAUGUGGAUAAUAAUCGUUAUCAUGAUCUCAAACAUAUAGAACAUAAUCCAUAUAAAUCUGAUAAAGAUCCUGAUAAAUAUAAACAUCAGAAUAGACCGCCUGAUACUAAUUCCAAUAAUGAAGAGUUAGAGAAUAACAAUACUGAGAAAAUUUCAAAUAAUCACAUUCAAAAUUCUAAAGAAAAUGGGGAUUUUCCCUCAGUAAGCCACUGUUCCGGCAAGUAUAUAGAUAUAGAAAGUUUCGUGGGUACAAAUCUUUUCGAUAGUACAACCAAAAGAUGUUUCUCUAGCGAAGAGGUGGCUCUAUUGGCUACUCGUAAAGAUUUCGAAAGUCUCAUACCUAAAGAUUUACCACAAUGUCUACUCAACGAACAAAUGAUGGCAUUGUUACUGAAUUAUUUCUAUAUAUGCCAUCAAAUGAUCUUACGCAUGACAUCGAUGGGCUCCAAGCAUUUGGCGCAAAAGGCUUUUUAUGAUACUUUUGGAGGCUAUUUAAAUUUCUAUUUGGUGCCCGUCACCAAAUACUCUUACUAUGCUGGUCAAAUAAGCUUAAACACAGCGCAGCAAAUUUUAAAUUUACACCAGCAAUCUAAACAAUUACUAAAUACAAAUGGUAAUGGUUGGAAAGCACCACUGCAAAAUGUUCUUGUCGAAUUGAAAUCAAUACAUAUAGAACCUUUGCACAUUUUAGAGCUGGAUAAGGAGACUUGUGAUGAACCAUCAUUUUGUAUGCAACUCGUUAUGGCUGCCGAUGAAAAUCAAAUUGAUGACGAUAAAAUGAUAAUUCAGCUACCCAAAUUGGAAGCAGAGGAUGUUAAUGGUUAUUUGGGUAAUAUAUGGUUACCCUUCAAAGGCAAAAGAUCAUUUGAUCUUAAAUCGGAGAGUUCUGCCUAUAUAGUGGUUAAAUUUUAUGAAACUGUUACGAAAUGUUAUCGCUUUGAGAAUAUUGACCAGCAGUAUUACAAUCAUCAAUUCAAAACAUGGUUAUUGGAAUCAAUAAAUGUACAUUUAUCAGAUAAGCAAUUUUACCCGGGAUUGGGAGCCGUCUUAAGAAUUUAUGAAUAUUUGAAAAGACGCAAAAAAGAUACCAACUUAUUUGGUGAUGAUUUAGGCGAAAUGCAAAGUGAAGAUGCAAGUUUUAUCAAGUACCACGGUCGUCAAAUUAAUAACAGGAAGGUUCAUAACAUUAAGAAAACUGAACGUAGAAUUAAUAAUAGAAAAAAUCAUACCGAGGAAACCAACGUAAAACUUAGAGCAAGAAAUAAAACUAUGGAAAAUGAUUCUCAGAAACCAGAUCGUGUAAACAUUGAGAUAACAAAAAGUGUUAUUGAUCAACAACCCAAUGCAAUUACUUCGCAAGAAGAUAUUAAACUAGAAGCUGGCGAUCAUUUGGAUUUCACAAAUUCUAAAUCUUUACUACGUACUAUAGAUUUGACGCCACCACAAAUGGCAGUAAUAGCCAUACCAGUCAUGGCCAUUAUUUUGGUGGUAAUAAUAUGCUGUUGCAAGAGUUUUUGCAAGAAAAAGAAACCUGAAACACCACUCAAACCCAAAAAGAGUAAAUUUUUUAAUUAA